Molecule: messenger RNA, 2090 nt
Organism: Lecanosticta acicola
Lineage: Eukaryota; Fungi; Ascomycota; Dothideomycetes; Mycosphaerellales; Mycosphaerellaceae
Source: the annotation of a GenBank genome assembly
AUGUGGCAGCCCUUCCUGCUCGCGGCAUUGUCCGCUAUCACAGGAGCUACUCACGUCCUUCAUGAGACCAGAGCAGCUGGUGUGCAUAGUUCAUGGCGCGCAGUGGAGCGCGUACAGCCAGGCGCAAUCAUUCCCCUAAGAAUCGGACUCAAACAAAACAAUCUUGAGCUUGGUCCGGAGCGACUCGAGGCGGUAUCUGCCCCUGGCUCCAAGCAGUAUGGCAAACAUUUGUCCAUGGAAGAAGUCCAUGACCUGUUUGCGCCGGCUCCGGACGUAAUCAGCGCAGUAUAUGGCUGGCUGGUGGACGCUGGCAUCAAUAAGAGCAUCAUUGCUCAUAGCGAUAACAAGGGCUGGCUUGCUGCCAACGUUCCUGCUCAAGACGCUGAAAGGCUGUUCCAAACAGAGCUCUACGAGUACGAAAAUUCGAGGUAUGUGAAAUGUCAGGACGUCGCGGAAUCGAUCAUGCUGCUGAAUGGUGAUGCAGAUCUGGCCACAUCCGCAUCGGGUGCGACCAGUACCACGUUCCAGCUCAUCUUGCGGAGCACAUUGACUAUGUUACGCCGGGUGUAAAGAUGUCGGCUUCUCUGAAAAAACGUACUCGGAAGCGAGAUGGUCAAUGGGGAGCUCCUCAGUGGGCACAUUCCAAGGGACCUACACCUCAUCCUUGGGGCCCUUGGAGUGGCGAGCCUUGGCGUAUGCCCCCGGCUGCGGGAGGCCUUCCUCCAGAUGUCCAGAACUGUGGCGUCAAUAUCACACCGCCGUGCUGGAGAGCUCUCUAUGGCUUGCCGAUGGCACAUAUCAAUGACUCGGUCAACAACGUCGGGCUGUACGAGCAAGGAGAUUACUUCUCACAAUCAGACGUUAGCAAGUAUUACGCGACGUAUGCUUCCAACGUACCCGCGAAUACAGCUCCCGAAGUCCUGGGAAUCGAUGGCGGCGAGGCACCUGUUGCUGCUUCCAGUCCGCUGAAUUCAGGAGAAUCCGACAUUGAUAUCGACAUCGUUACCUCACUCGUCUACCCACAAACCGUCAUUGUCUAUCAAGUCGACGAUCAGGUCUACAGUCCCAAAGAAGUGGCCGUGGAUAACACCUUCAACACAUUCUUGGACGCCCUGGAUGGCUCGUACUGUAACUACACCGCUUACGGGAUCACGGGAAACAGCGCCGGUAUUGAUCCGACCUACCCAGAUCCUGCAACGAAUGGCUACAAGGGCCAGCUACAAUGCGGCGUUUACAAACCUACCCGAGUUAUUAGUGCCUCAUAUGGAGAGUCAGAGGCAGACUUUCCCAAAAAGUACGUGCAGCGACAAUGCAAUGAAUUCAUGAAGCUCAGUCUUCAAGGACAUACGAUCCUGGUCUCAUCGUCUGACUACGGUGUGGGUAACGCUCCAGGCGACCCAACAGCGAGUGGUUGUAUUUCCGGCAACGGCCAAAACCAGACAAUCUACAAUCCAGACUAUCCUUCUGGAUGCCCUUGGAUCACCACAGUUGGAGCCACUCGCCUAUACGCAAAUCAAACGGUCAACGAUCCCGAGAGUGCACUCCAAGCAGACCUCUACAGACCCGGAAGAGCGAAUGCUUACCAUUUCUUCGCCACAGCCGGUGGAUUCUCGAAUUACUUUCCUACCGCCUCAUAUCAGAAGAAAGCAGUCGGAGAGUACUUUGCUGCUCACGAUCCGAAUCAUCCGUACUACAUCGUCAACGACAAUGCAACAAACGUCGGGGCGAACGGAGGCAUCUAUAACCGAGCAGGAAGAGGCUACCCAGACGUGAGCGCGAACGGCGCGAAUAUGCUGGUGUACAACAACGGCACUCUGGGUAGAUACUACGGCACUUCGCUCGCCUCUCCCAUUUGGGCGGCUGUGGUUACGCUUCUCAACCAACAGCGCACCAUUGCCGGCAAGGGCCCGAUUGGAUUUCUGAACCCGGUGCUCUAUGAGAAUCCUUGGGUGCUCAAUGAUAUUGUAAACGGAUCGAACCCGAAUUGCGGAUCGAGUGGUUUUGAUGCAGUUCCCGGUUGGGAUCCGGUGACGGGAUUGGGGACGCCCAAUUACCCCAAGAUGCUGGAUCUGUUCUUGAGUCUGCCUUGA